Molecule: messenger RNA, 1167 nt
Organism: Aphanomyces astaci
Lineage: Eukaryota; Oomycota; Saprolegniomycetes; Saprolegniales; Verrucalvaceae
Exons: 3
Coding region: 1-1167 (388 amino acids)
Source: RefSeq, a predicted model, not a curated record
AUGAAGUACUCCACCGACGGCUAUGCUGGCGACGCCUUGAAACAGCGCCUUAAGGCGGUCAUAUUCCUCAAACAGGACUUUACGCGCAAGUUUAUGGACGAAUACAUCGCUGGAUUGCGCGUCCAAGCAAAGGCUUUCUUCUUCAACUCCCUCACGUCUAUCCUCCAACAAGACAUGGUUGCCGAAACCUUGUUCGCUACCCUCGACGACCAGAUCAAACGGCAACCCCCCCCUGCGAACGCUGACAAUCUCAAGGCUCGUGAUGGCCACAUGAAGACUUUCGAGCAUUUUCGAACCCUCUUCUACUCCAAAGCCUUCGCAGUCUACACAGACGUGAGGGAUUCUGUUUGUCAGCUCCAGUUCAAGGCGCGUGAGGAUGGCUUCGAGUGCACACCUGUUGUCGUCAAGGCCACUAUUCGCCACACUUUUAUUGUCCCCAGAAGCACACUAAUCCUGUCGGAUCAAGGCUCCUGUGACUUGGAAUCCCGUCGACGCCAAGUUGCAGGUGGCACCUUGUACUUCUUUCUACCCCUCGAUCGCCUCCACAUGUCACCCAGCGAGACCGCUCCUCUCGGACUCAUCAACGUCUUUCUACUCCAACACCUACCAGCUGCGCCCACCCCACUCAUGGCCGAUCCAACCCUCGUUCUCGAAAUCCGCUACCCUCGUCGUUCGUCACCCCACAGUCGUGCUCGCUUAUCGCCUCCACGACGACCACCUCCCUACCACGUCCAUCCGCCACUGCUGGAUGGGAUACAUCUCAAACCUUUCAUCCUUCCUCAGCCUUCUUCGGCGCUCUACAUUGGUGCCACUUGCGAAGCGCCAACGCCUUUCCAAUACCAAUUGUCGACUCCAAACGACCCGGUCGUCGUCUCCGCCUGCUUUGUCCACAACGACGCGUACUCCAUCUUAUGCUACGUCAAACACUCACGCUUGGCUUACCACCACGGCACUCGUCAUCCCGCCACAUCCCCCAUCCCAACAAAACUACAUUCCACUUCCUACAUUCCACUUCCUUCCGAUUCCACCACGGAGGAUGAUCCUCAACUGUCCCCGAUCUUCAACUGCCCCCACUACCUCAUUAAUCCCCCGCGCACAUCAUCUCCCAGCUCUACCAAUGUCACUACUCAACCUCCCACGCCCAGUACGUCUCAACCGUCGUGGUGA